This is a messenger RNA of Quercus lobata, 1783 nucleotides long. RefSeq names its product proline dehydrogenase 2, mitochondrial-like. Gene Ontology annotation, molecular function: proline dehydrogenase activity; FAD binding. Lineage: Eukaryota; Viridiplantae; Streptophyta; Magnoliopsida; Fagales; Fagaceae. The record is from RefSeq and is a predicted model, not a curated record. Gene Ontology annotation, cellular component: mitochondrion. Bases 88 to 1611 code for a protein of 507 amino acids. The transcript is spliced from 4 exons.
UCUCUUGAUUCCUUCAAAUUCUCAUUCCUUCCUAUUCUUGGUAGCGUAACGAAAAACAAACCAGAGAAGAGAGAACUGUGGAAUUUGAUGGCAAUCCGUGCCUUGUCUCAAAAGAAACUCCUAAAAAGCCUCUCUCUCCGCUACUUCUCCCCUAAGCCUCUCAACACCGCCGCUUCCGCUUCACCCUCAGCCUCUUCUUCCAUCUCCAUCAACCUCACAGAGAAGCCCGAAUCCAUUCUCCAAAACCAACUUGCUGCAUUAUCCGCAAACACAAACGCAAACACAAACAACUCCUCCUACAUCAACCUCCACGAUGCUGAGAAGCUAUUCUCAUCUGUGUCAACCACAAAGCUCCUACGAGCCACAGCCAACCUGCACUUGGCGUCCAUGGAACCCAUUGUGGAUUUGGGAAUGUGGGUCAUGAACUCCAAGCUCAUGGACAUGGAGGUUUUCAGAGAUAUCGUGUUGGCUUUUGUGAAGCACACGUUUUACGAGCAUUUUUGUGCAGGAGAGAACGCUUUGGCUACUGAAAACACCGUGCGGAGCCUGAACAGUGGUGGCGCUGGACUUAGAGCCAUGCUGGUUUAUGCUGUGGAAUAUGCCAGUGACAAUCAGUCCUGUGAUCGAAACUUGGAAGCCUUCCUUGACACCGUUGAGAUAGCCAAGUCUCUUCCACCAUCUUCUGUGAGUUUUAUAAUUGUGAAACUAUCUGCUAUUUGUCCCAUGAAGCUGCUUGAACGGGUUAGUGACUUGUUGAGAUGGCAAUACAAAGACUCUUCUUUCAAUCUACCAUGGAAGCUAGAUACCCUCCCCAUUUUCUCUGAUAUUAGCCCUACGUAUCACACCCUCAAAAGGCCAGAACCGUUAACAUUAGAAGAAGAACAUGAUCUCCAACUAGGGCACCAGAGAUUACUUAAAAUAUGCCAAAAGUGUCUAGAUGCCAAUGUCCCUUUGACAAUUGACGCCGAACAUACGUCAGUUCAACCAGCCAUUGAUUAUUUGACAUACUCUUCAGCGAUCAUGUACAACAAAUAUGAUAACAUUGUCAUGUACGGGACAAUUCAAGCUUACUUGAAAGAUGCAAAAGAAAGAUUGUUGCUGGCAUCAAAGGCUGCAGACAACAUAGGAAUCCCAAUGGGUUUCAAAUUGGUCAGAGGAGCUUAUAUGUCAAGUGAAAGAAAACUAGCUUCUUCCUUAGGUUUUGAAUCUCCUAUCCACAAUAGCAUACAAGAAACACAUGCAUGCUAUAAUGAAUGUGCUUCUUUUAUGAUUGAUAAGAUUGCCAAUGGUCCUGGUGCACUUGUUCUUGCAACUCAUAAUGUGGAAUCAGGGAAAAUAGCAGUGGCAAAAGCACAUGAUUUAGGUAUUGGAAGGGUAAGCCAAAAGCUAGAAUUCGCACAAUUAUACGGAAUGUCAGAACCACUUUCCUUUGGUUUGAGAAAUGCAGGAUUUCAAGUUAGUAAGUACAUGCCAUUUGGCCCUGUGGAGAUAGUUAUACCAUACCUUCUAAGGAGGGCUGAAGAGAAUAGAGGGCUUUUAUCAGCUUCAUCCCUUGACAGGCAACUCAUGAGGAAAGAAUUGAAGAGGAGACUAAAAGCAGCAGUUAUUUAAGGUGUACAAGAUGGCUUUGAACAAGAUCGAGCUCAACUUGUCGCCAAUUUUGUACAAAUUUCAAAUAUUGUUAUCAUGGACGUUGACUUAUUUGCAUUAAUGAAAUUCGCAUUGUAUGAUAUCUCUAGUGUGUGUUUCUAGUUAUAUUUAGCUGACACUUCUCAAUAGCAAU